This is a messenger RNA of Phytophthora infestans T30-4, 513 nucleotides long. RefSeq names its product carbonic anhydrase, putative. Gene Ontology annotation, molecular function: zinc ion binding; carbonate dehydratase activity. Lineage: Eukaryota; Oomycota; Peronosporomycetes; Peronosporales; Peronosporaceae. Bases 1 to 513 code for a protein of 170 amino acids. The transcript has 2 exons. The record is from RefSeq and is a predicted model, not a curated record.
AUGUCGGAUGCAGCUCCGAGCAACGUUCGCGCACCUUCAGCGGUUCGUGCCGAGUUCAACGUUUCGCAGUCGGAGGCAACUGUGGACGGCGGCUCGUGCACGGCGACAGCCAAUGGCGCGUCAUACAACAUGCUGCAGUUCCACAUGCACGUGCCAUCGGAGCACACUUUGAACGGCCAGUACCUGGGCGGUGAGGUGCAUUUCGUGCAUAGCAACGCCGACAGCUCAGCUCUGCUCGUGACGGGUGUGUUUUUUAAGGCUGUGCAAGGAGCGAGUGACCCGUGGGUGGUAUCCGUACUGGACGCGAUGGACCGUGUGAGCGCGAACGCGACGGCGUCUGCCACGUUGGCACCGUACUCUGACUUGGUGAACAAGGCGGCGGACGCACAGGGUGUGUUCAACUGCGCUGGUAGUCUGACGACGCCUGGUUGCAGCGAGAUCGUGGACUGGUGGGUGGUGAAGAAGACUGUGGACGUGUCGACGGGCGACCUGGAGCGCCUGCAGCGUGAAUAG